UAUUUGAAGUACAUUUCCGAUUUUUCCAAUAUUAUACAAAAAGAAACGAUUCAAUUUAGUUGUCACAAUCACAACGUUUUAAGGGUAUAUAUAUCUUUAGCAAAGUUAGAAAUUUAUUAGGUUGAUAAUAUUUGCUAAAGUAUAAUCAACUAAAUUCCCUAGAACGCAGAAAUUAUGGGUAUUAUUUGUUUAAUAAGAAUUUUUUUAUUUAAGUACACUUUAUAUUAAUGUUACAGUCGCAGUUAUGUUUCUGAUAAGCAUUUUUGAUUAAAUGAAAAUUAAUGAGCUCUGGUAUUGAUUUAUUGGUACAAUCAUUGUUAGCAAAAAAAUCUUAAUCUAAUUAUUUGUCAAUGGCAUCAGUAUCACCUAAUAUCUGAAUAUGAUUUUAAUCGAUUUAAACAAAGGUCGACGUUAGCUAAGAAUCGACCUAUUUGGCACUUCAAAGUAAUCAAUUCACCAAAGCAAUAUAAAAGAACUAAUAUUGACAGCAUACGAAAGGUUUUUAGGGUUAAGAAAUAUGUGACAAGAAAAAUAAACGAGCUUUUGACAGACCAAAUUGAAUGCUUUAAGAAGGGCUGCUUUCAGCAAGAGCUGCUUUUCAAGGGGCCCAAUUCUUUGUCAAACGACCAAUAGCACUGGGCCCACGACUAUAUCACUACGAUUGUUGAACUCUAUAAGUAAUUGAAAAAUUAACUAGUUUUAAGGUGCAAUGACGACGAAUUUGUGCAGUGGUGAAACAACUUUGUGCAGCGAUGAACAGGAAAGUGUACAGUGAAAUGAAAUGUUUUAUUCAUUUUUUUUGAAAUCUUUUAAAGUCAACACCAGCAGUGAUUCUGCCAGUUUUCGAAGAAUGCCUAGUGCCAUCCGGGUCAUGAACUUUUCAAUACACAAACGGACCUCUAUCACAGAAUGUUUCUAUGUUGUUGCCGAGCUCAGGGACCGCGCACCAGUUUAAAAGUGGAGGAGCUGAAUUGGGUGUGCCCGAAAUUUUUUUGAGGCCACGCCCCCUAGAACCCUGGUAAAUGCCUCUUUUAGCAAAUACUUGCUUAUUUCUACUCAAUUUGUAUUAAUUUUUUCAUUCGGAAUCUUUGCUUCCCUUUUCACAAAAGUUAAAAUCUUUUGCCUGCCUAAAGGAUUAAUAUGUUAUGUUUUAGCCAAUAUAAUUUAUUCCUCAGUCAGUGUUUAAUGGAAUCGCUGAUAGUUGAUUUUUUUCUGCAAGUAAUCAAUUUCGUUAUAAUUCAUAAUAAAUUUUUGAUUGUUUUAUUAGAUUUGUAGACUGCUUGUUCUAGAUAAUGUUUCAUUGAAACAUAUGAUAAGUCGAACUAUUUCAUAAUGUUUUUUUGCAGUUUGCAUGAUCCAAAUUGGAGAAUUGCUAAGUAAAUUUCGAUGACGUCACAACUUCCCAACACCCUUUUAUUUCUUAGGAAGAAUUGCCUGCAUGCUAUACUCCACGACUAAAUUUCUGUACAUUUACUUCCUCUUUUUGAUCAUUAUUCAAAGCGUAAAGGUAUUCUGGGUACACUUGAGCACCCAUGCGAUAACUAUUUGUUUGUCUUAGCAUCUAUAUUUACCAAGAAGUUUCUUAAAUCAAGCAGAAACCUAUUGAUGAUAAAUUCAAAACGCAGUCUAGUUGCUGAUAGACAAAAAGAUGGAAGUAUAUUUUCUAAAUCCAAGGAAGCUUAUUAUUCAUGUGCUGGUUAUCUUGGUCCUCUCUCUUGAAAAUCCCGUCAAUGGUCAAAGCUGCUCUCCUCCUUGCAGCUCUCAAGGAGGGACUUGCAUUUCUGGAGCUUGCAAUUGCCGCGCAGGAUAUAUAGGAAAUGGAUUUACCUGCUAUGAUCUUAACGAGUGUUCGUCAUGGAUUCAUAACUGUGAUUCAAAUGCUGCAUGUACAAAUACUGCAGGCUCAUUCACCUGUGCUUGCAAUGUUGGUUAUACCGGAAAUGGGACAUCAUGUACAGCCCAAUGCAUCGCAGGAAUGCAUAACUGUGAUUCCAAUGCUGUAUGCAUAAAUAAUACAGGCUCGUUCAUUUGUGCUUGCAAUAGUGGUUUUACCGGAACUGGGACAUCAUGUACAGAUAUAGACGAAUGUGCACUAGGGACGCAUUACUGUAAUUCAAAUGCUGCAUGCACAAAUACUGCAGGCUCAUUCACCUGUGCUUGCAAUACUGGUUAUGCCGGACCUGGGACAUAUUGCUAUGAUAUAGACGAAUGUGCCAAUCGGAUGCAUAACUGUGAUUCAAAUGCUGCAUGUACAAAUACUGCAGGCUCAUUCACCUGUGCUUGCAAUGUUGGUUAUACCGGAAAUGGGACAUCAUGUACAGCCCAGUGCAUCGCAGGAAUGCAUAACUGUGAUUCCAAUGCUGUAUGCAUAAAUAAUACAGGCUCGUUCAUUUGUGCUUGCAAUAGUGGUUUUACCGGACCUGGGACAUCAUGUACAGAUAUAGACGAAUGUGCACUAGGGACGCAUAACUGUUAUUUAAAUGCUGCAUGCAGAAAUACUGCAGGCUCAUUCACCUGUGCUUGCAAUGUUGGUUAUACCGGAGCUCGGACAUAUUGCUAUGAUAUAGACGAAUGUGCCAGACGGAUGCAUAACUGUGAUUCAAAUGCUGCAUGUACAAAUACUGCAGGCUCAUUCACCUGUGCUUGCAAUGUUGGUUAUACCGGAAAUGGGACAUCAUGUACAGCCCAAUGCAUCGCAGGAAUGCAUAACUGUGAUUCCAAUGCUGUAUGCAUAAAUAAUACAGGCUCGUUCAUUUGUGCUUGCAAUAGUGGUUUUACCGGAACUGGGACAUCAUGUACAGAUAUAGACGAAUGUGCACUAGGGACGCAUAACUGUUAUUUAAAUGCUGCAUGCAGAAAUACUGCAGGCUCAUUCACCUGUGCUUGCAAUGUUGGUUAUACCGGAGCUCGGACAUAUUGCUAUGAUAUAGACGAAUGUGCCAAUCGGAUGCAUAACUGUGAUUCAAAUGCUGCAUGUACAAAUACUGCAGGCUCAUUCACCUGUGCUUGCAAUGUUGGUUAUACCGGAAAUGGGACAUCAUGUACAGCCCAAUGCAUCGCAGGAAUGCAUAACUGUGAUUCCAAUGCUGUAUGCAUAAAUAAUACAGGCUCGUUCAUUUGUGCUUGCAAUAGUGGUUUUACCGGAACUGGGACAUCAUGUACAGAUAUAGACGAAUGUGCACUAGGGACGCAUAACUGUUAUUUAAAUGCUGCAUGCAGAAAUACUGCAGGCUCAUUCACCUGUGCUUGCAAUGUUGGUUAUACCGGAGCUCGGACAUAUUGCUAUGAUAUAGACGAAUGUGCCAGUCGGAUGCAUAACUGUGAUUCAAAUGCUGCAUGUACAAAUACUGCAGGCUCAUUCACCUGUGCUUGCAAUGUUGGUUAUACCAGAAAUGGGACAUCAUGUACAGAUAUAAACGAAUGUACAUUAGGAACGCAUAACUGUGAUUCAAAUGCUGCAUGCACAAAUACUGCAGGCUCAUUCACCUGUGCUUGUAAUGUUGGUUAUACUGGAGCGGGUACAUCAUGUACAGAUCAAGACGAAUGUACAUUAGGAACGCAUAACUGUGAUUCAAAUUCUACAUGCACAAAUACUGCAGGCUCAUUCACGUGUUCUUGCAAUGUUGGUUAUACCGGAAAUGGGACAUCAUGUACAGCCCAAUGCAUCGCAGGAAUGCAUAACUGUGAUUCCAAUGCUGUAUGCAUAAAUAAUACAGGCUCGUUCAUUUGUGCUUGCAAUAGUGGUUUUACCGGAACUGGGACAUCAUGUACAGAUAUAGACGAAUGUACAUUAGGGACGCAUAACUGUGAUUCAAAUGCUGCAUGCACAAAUACUAAAGGCUCAUUCACCUGUGCUUGUAAUAUUGGUUAUACCGGACCUGGGACAUCAUGUACAGAUAUAGACGAAUGUACAUUAGGAACGCAUAACUGUGAUUCAAAUGCUGCAUGCACAAAUACUGCAGGCUCAUUCUUCUGCUCUUGCAAUGUUGGUUAUACCGGACAUGGGACAUCAUGCAUAGAUAUAAACGAGUGUACAUUAGGGACGCAUAACUGUGAUUCAAAUGCUGCAUGCACAAAUAAUACAGACUCGUUCAUUUGUGCUUGCAAUAGUGGUUAUACCGGACCUGGGACAUCAUGUACAGAUAUAGACGAAUGUACAUUAGGGACGCAUAACUGUGAUUCAAAUGCUGCAUGCACAAAUACUGCAGGCUCAUUCUUCUGCUCUUGCAAUGUUGGUUAUACCGGACCUGGGACAUCAUGCAUAGAUAUAGACGAAUGUACAUUAGGAACGCAUAACUGUGAUUCAAAUGCUGCAUGCACAAAUACUAAAGGCUCAUUCACCUGUGCUUGCAAUAUUGGUUAUACCGGACCUGGGACAUCAUGUACAGAUAUAGACGAAUGUACAUUAGGAACGCAUAACUGUGAUUCAAAUGCUGCAUGCACAAAUACUGCAGGUUCAUUCACCUGUGCUUGCAAUACUGGUUAUACCGGACCUGGGACAACAUGUACAGAUAUAGACGAAUGUACAUUAGGAACGCAUAACUGUGAUUCAAAUGCUGCAUGCACAAAUACUGCAGGCUCAUUCUUCUGCUCUUGCAAUGUUGGUUAUACCGGACCUGGGACAUCAUGCAUAGAUAUAAACGAGUGUACAUUAGGGACGCAUAACUGUGAUUCAAAUGCUGCAUGCACAAAUAAUACAGACUCGUUCAUUUGUGCUUGCAAUAGUGGUUAUACCGGACCUGGGACAUCAUGUACAGAUAUAGACGAAUGUACAUUAGGGACGCAUAACUGUGAUUCAAAUGCUGCAUGCACAAAUACUGCAGGCUCAUUCUUCUGCUCUUGCAAUGUUGGUUAUACCGGACCUGGGACAUCAUGCAUAGAUAUAAACGAGUGUACAUUAGGAACGCAUAAUUGUGAUUCAAAUGCUGCAUGCACAAAUAUCACAGGCUCGUUCAUUUGUGCUUGCAAUAGUGGUUAUACUGGACCUGGGACAUCAUGUACAGAUAUAGACGAAUGUGCAUUAGGAACGCAUAACUGUGAUUCAAAUGCUGCAUGCACAAAUACUAAAGGCUCAUUCACCUGUGCUUGCAAUGUUGGUUAUACCGGACCUGGGACAACAUGUACAGAUAUAGACGAAUGUACAUUAGGGACGCAUAACUGUGAUUCAAAUGCUGCAUGCACAAAUACUGCAGGCUCAUUCUUCUGCUCUUGCAAUGUUGGUUAUACCGGACCUGGGACAUCAUGCAUAGAUAUAAACGAGUGUACAUUAGGGACGCAUAACUGUGAUUCAAAUGCUGCAUGCACAAAUAUUGCAGGCUCGUUCACCUGUGCUUGCAAUAGUGGUUAUACCGGAGUUGGUACAUCAUGUACAGCAAUCUUGAAGUCUCGGUUCUUUUCCUACGCCAAGUCACCUCUUUUUACAAAUACUGAUGAUGGAUACAGAUCACUCUAUAUUCCAUAUGGUAUACCGAUGGGCAGAAGCAUUUACAAGAGAAUCCACGUCUGUGCCAAUGGAAAAAUUUGCUUUGGAGGGCUUCCAAGAUGUUAUCCAUCUAGUAAUAGAUUCCGAUGGGAAAAGAAUUUCCUGGCUCCUUUUUGGGCCGAUGUGGAUUUCAGAGGCAUGCAAGGAUACAUUGCCUACUCAUAUCAUUCUAAGCAGAUGACAGAUCAAACGUCUGUGCAGCUUUUCAAUGAAACCAAGAAUUAUAUUUUGAAGUAUGGAGGAGUUGGAAGCUUCAGUCCCUCAUUGAUUCUUGUAGCAACGUGGAUUAAAGGCACACCAUAUCUUUUUAGGAAUUACCUCGGAACGAACCAGUUUGUAAGCUUUCAAGUGAACUUGGCAACCGAUGGAGAAUCGACUUAUGUAAGCUACAUCUACGAAGACCAGGGGAUGCUGUGGCAGCAGGGUUGGUUGCCUGCACGAGUUGGAUACAACUUUGGACACAUAUUUUCUGAAACCAGGCUCAAUCAGCUGAAUUCGCCCAAGGCUUACCGAUAUGAUGCGGUUGUAGGGAACACUGGAAGUAAAGGGCUCUGGCUGUGGAAGCUUAGUGACAAGGUGCAAAACGAAGACGCAAAGUGUUAUGCCUGGCACGCAGCUCAGCCUUCAAUCCAACAAAUAAAUGAUGUGAGGAGUGCGCCCGAGAAUGACUGUCCUUGCACUCUGUCACAGAUCUUGUUAGACAUCCGGUAUAGAUAUGAAGGAUACACACCAGGAAUAACUUGCUUCAAAACAAGAGCGACGAGAUUCUUUUUCUUUACAUCCACCUCCUUUCACACACAAUGUUGUUACCGAUGGCGAUUUGGAACCCUGAUCAAUCACUACGACCCAGACAUUUGGCCUACAAGCACAGUAUUUUUGACGCAAAAGUUUAGCUGGGAAAAUAUACUUUGGAGCUGGUAUUUGAGACAAAGAUCUAGAACUACAUCAGAAGCAGAUGACGGCGCUGCUUUCAGUUCGUGCUGUAGACAUUCUCCAUUGUGUUGGCUAUUUGAAUCAAAAAGACCAAUCCCUAAUUGUUCAAGAUACAGGCCUCCAUCGAGAAGUUGGAGUGGUGGAGACCCCCACAUAAGAACACUAGAUGGACACACGUAUACAUUUAACGGAAUUGGUGAUUACAAUUUUUUCAGUUUGGACAACAGCACUGAAUUCACAGUACACAGUCGUAUGAGUAGAGCUUUUGUUAAUGGAAGUUCCUCUGUUGAGGUACCAAAUGCUACCGUGCUUUCCGGCUUUGCAAUGAAAACAGACCAAGGCCCUUUGGUUGAAAUCUAUCUAAAUGUAACAACAUCUAGAACACGAGUAUUUGUGGAGGGGAAAGAGUAUAACACAUCGUUCUUCCACACUCUCAAAACAAUCAACCAGACAGAACUACAUCUUUUCACGGUUGGAAAUGUAACCAAAUUUAGCGUGGAUUUCGAAUCUGGAGUGGGAGCGACCAUAGACAUAUUCAAGAGACUUCUAACAAUCCAAAUUGUUACAUCAUCAACCUUUGUUAACAAGACACGCGGCCUCCUUGGGGUAAAUAACAACAAUGUCAAUGACGACUUCACCCGACCUGAUGGCACAACGAUACCGAUCAACUCAACACAAAGUGAAAUCUAUUAUGAGUUUGGUAGUAAAUGGAAUGUCACUUCAAAUGGCUCUCUGUUCAUUCUGGAAGAUCCUGACUUUGAUUCCAGUUUUAUUCCUGGAUUCUACGACUCAAUCGAUGAAUUGUUUGGAAACAACACAGUGGUGAAGCAGAAUGCUAUUGACAUAUGUGGUGGAAAUUCAUCAUUCACUUGCUUGUUUGACGUUGCUUUAACCGGAGAUAGGACUUCAUCUACUGAAAGUCAGUCUUCUCUAGAAGCGUUUGAGACUGAAAAGAAAACUCUUGAAACCUAUCCACCGACAAUUACUGGCCCAAAAACAUUAGUUGUCUACUAUGGAUCAAAUCACACAUUCAAGGUUGAAGUUGCUACCAAUGCAACUGGUAAUUUGACAUAUUUGCAUGAAGCAAACGGUACAACAAUCUCAAUGGACAAGAACACGGGUGUCUUCAAUUGGCAUGUUAACACAACUGAAUUCAAAUUAAAUCUUUUUGUCACUGACAGCAACAACAACACUGCAACUGUAUCACCCAGUGUGGUUUUGUGCUACUGCCAGAAUGGAGGAAGUUGCAACACUUCCCAAAAUAAUUUGGAUUUUCAAUCAACAAACAACUUUGUCACUUAUGCAGCAUGUGCAUGUCCGCACAACUAUGAAGGAGCAUUUUGUCAAACAUUGGUCAGCUUCUGUGACGUCAAUCCGUGUUUUGAGGACGUCAAUUGCACAAAUAAUUACACGGCAUCAGCUGCAGAUUGCGGGCCUUGUCCUACUGGCUACAUCGGGGACGGCCGAAAGUGCUAUGAUUUCGACGAAUGCAUAAUCAAUGCAAGUGAAUGCCAGCAGUUAUGCAUCAACACCCUUGGAUCGUACAAUUGCUCAUGCCGAUCCGGCUACCAGCCGACAAAUGCAACGCAUUGCAUCGACACGGAUGAGUGCACUGAUGGCACACACAACUGUGACAGGAAUGCCAACUGCACAAAUACUGGAGGUGGAUAUAACUGUUCUUGCACCAAAGGAUUUACUGGAAAUGGAACGACCUGCCUUGAUUUGGAUGAAUGUACCGCUGGUGCACACAAUUGCCAUGCUUAUGCACAAUGUAGGAAUACAGUCGGUGCUUUUGAAUGUUCAUGUACCAAUGGUUUCUCUGGAAAUGGGGUUAACUGUUCAGAUAUCAACGAGUGUCUUCAAAGAGCGCCUUGCAAUGUCAAUGCAACAUGUAACAACACUGUUGGGUCAUACAGAUGCAGUUGCAAUGAGGGCUUUGUUGGCGAUGGAAUAAGUAACUGCGCGAACGCGCAAAUAUGCAACAGUCUUGGCUGUCAUGCAAAUGCAACUUGCUUGAGCAAAAACUGGGUCCACUUUUGCCAGUGCAAUAAAGGUUAUACUGGAAAUGGAACAAUUUGCACAGAUGUAAACGAAUGUCUCAGUGGAGCACACAAUUGUCACACUGAUGCUACAUGCACAAACAAUAUCGGAUCCUACAUUUGUAAUUGCAAUAAAGGAUUUUCUGGCAACGGCACCGUCUGCUCUGAUAUCAACGAAUGCAGCACAAGCCAAUGUAACGCAAACUCAACUUGCAUCAACACCAAAGGCUCGUUUGCUUGUGUUUGCAGAUCAGGAUACACGGGCAAUGGUACUCACUGUGUUGAUUUGGAUGAAUGUUCCACUAAUCCUUGUCACGUGAAAGCAACCUGUGACAACAAAAUUGGCUCAUAUUCCUGUCGGUGUAUUCAAGGUUACACAGGAAAUGGAACAUAUUGCAUGGAAAUAAACGAGUGUCUCUCCAAUCCUUGCCACAUAAAUGCAACUUGUGCACAUGGUAUCAUGUCCUAUAACUGCACUUGCAAAACAGGGUUUACUGGCAAUGGAACCGUCUGUCUUGAUGUAAAUGAAUGCCUAACUAGUCCAUGUCAUAAAAACGCAACUUGCCACAACAAUAUUGGCUCAUUCAUAUGUGGCUGUAACCCUGGAUUUAGUGGCAAUGGUAUUGAAUGCGGAGUGCCAACUGCUACCCCUACCACAAUUAUGGUUUCAAACCCAACUCAAUCACCCAAAGGGAAACCACAGAUUGAAGGCUAUUUCCAUCUGCUGCGACCUGUUAUUAACGGAAAGUUAAUAAACACAAGUGAUGUAUGGGUGAGACAGAACAUAAUGAACACAGGCUCGUUACUUUACAAAGAAACUUCAAGAGUGAUUCAACAAAAUCUUAAUGCAAAACUAAAAGGCCACAGAUCAGACGUUAUGUUGGUGAUUGUUGAUUCAAUGGGACUUGGCAGUUUAACGGUCAAUUUUACGCUGUUCUUUACAAAGACACCAAGCGAAAGCGAAAGCCAAAUUGCAACCUCAAUCAAAUCUGCUCUGAAUGGUACAGUUGCAGGAUCAACUAUCAGUGGGCUUUUAGUCAAAGACAAAGAUGAAUGCAGGCAAAGCAAUAUUUGCCAUAAAGAUGCCAAAUGCAUCAAUGUGUUGUAUACCUAUACAUGCAAAUGUAGUGAAGGGUAUGCAGGGGAUGGCAAAACUUGCGAAAAAGAAAGUAGCCACAGUGUAUUGGCCAUAGCCCUAACUACCUCAAUUGUUGGCGUUAUUCUAAUCAUCUUCAUAGUAGUUGUUAUCAUGAAGAAGCACGCUAAAAGAAAAGUUGAAAUAAAGCCAACUGAUGACUCAAAUGACUUCAUGUUGCAUGAAGUUGGUAGUGGAGCAGGUUCUCAUAGUAAAAUCAAAACAUAAUACAAAAGAGCCUUAUACCGAUUCAAGCACAGAAGUUUUAAAAUCUUUCCACGCCAACCUGUGGUAGAGGUUCGAUACACGAAAAUGAGACUGCAACAAA
Molecule: messenger RNA, 9917 nt
Organism: Rhopilema esculentum
Lineage: Eukaryota; Metazoa; Cnidaria; Scyphozoa; Rhizostomeae; Rhizostomatidae
Source: RefSeq, a predicted model, not a curated record